AUGAAACUCGUGUACCCUCAUGAUGAUUCAGAUUUUAACUUCUCUAUAGAAUGGCUUGGGAAAUUCAAGAACCGACAUGGCAUAAAGUCAUUUCGUCGUUUUGGCGAGAGUGAGUUUGUUGGUGUACAAGACAUGGAGCAGAAAUUGGUAUCGAUUUGGGAGAAAAUUGAUCAGUUCCCUAUGAAAGGUGUUUUCAAUAUGGAUGAAACUGGAUUGUUUUAUAGGCUACAAGCUGAUCAUUCACUGGCAACAAAACAACAUGAAGGAAGAAAACAAGAUAAAGAAAGGCUGACGGUAGUUAUUUGUUGCAAUGAAGAUGGCUCUGAAAAAAUCCUCUAUGGAUUAUUGGGAAAUAUGCAAAGCCUUGUUGCUUCAAGAAUGUCAACACGAAUAGCUUGGAUUGUCAGUAUCGAGCUAACAAAAAAGCAUGGAUGA
Lathyrus sativus (Indian pea) is the source of this 435-nucleotide messenger RNA. The record is from the annotation of a GenBank genome assembly. Lineage: Eukaryota; Viridiplantae; Streptophyta; Magnoliopsida; Fabales; Fabaceae.